This is a messenger RNA of Blastocystis hominis, 525 nucleotides long. RefSeq lists its product as hypothetical. The transcript is spliced from 4 exons. Gene Ontology annotation, molecular function: protein binding. The record is from RefSeq and is a predicted model, not a curated record. NCBI's taxonomy places the organism in Eukaryota, Bigyra, Opalinata, Blastocystidae. The coding region runs from base 1 to 525 and encodes 174 amino acids.
AUGGACAAGGGAAUCGAUUCCUUUAACGAUUCGGGUUCUGACAGUGACGUUGCAACGAAUAGUCAGUACACUGAGUUGCAAACUGCAAUUAUCAAGUGUGAUUUGGAGUUUGUUAAAAGGAAUGUUGAUGCGAAAGCGGUUAUUGUGAUCGAAGGACUUCCCCUGUUGCAUUAUGUAAUAAAACAGAACAAAUUUGAUAUUGCAUCGUAUUUGAUCGCUUCUGGUGCCAAUGUGAACCAACUCAACUCGCAGUCACAAAACUCGCUUCAUGUUGCAGCCGAAGUUGGUAAUGUGAAUAUCGUGGGUUUAUGUCUUCAACACGGCGCGAAAAUCGAUGCCCGAGACAAAAAGGGUUUUACUCCUAUUCAUAUCGCCGCAAUGCACGGCCAUGCGACCGUCCUCUCGAUGCUCUACCUAAAGAAGGCCAAUCUCGAUGUUCGCGACAACAAAGGCCGAACGCCUCUAAUGCUGGCGUGUCUCGACGACAACAUCAUCGUCCAUCCCAUCCACACACUCGAUCCUUAG